AUGCCUGUCAUGCGCCCCCGAACCCUCCUCCUGCUGCUGCUGCUGCUGCUGCUGUCGGGGACCCUGGGCCUGGCCCAGACCAGUGCAGGCUCGCACUCCCUGAGGUUCUUGAACACGGUCGUAUCCCGGCCUGGCCACGGGGAGCCCCGCCACUGGGCAGUCGCCUACGUGGACGACACGCCGUUCGAACGGUUCAACAGCGAACGCGAGGGUCGGCGGCCUGAGCCGCUGGUGCGGUGGCUGGAGCAGGAGGGGCCUGAGUACUGGGAAGAGCGCACGCUGAACUCCAGGACCUGCACACAGGUCCUCCGAAGGACGCUGAACGAAGUUUCGCAGGACUACUCCAAUCAGAGCAGGACCGGGUCUCACACCUUCCAGACUAUAACAGGCUGCGACGUGGGACCUGAUGGGCGCUUCCUGCGCGGGUACCAGCGUCACGCCUAUGACGGCCUGGAUUACAUCACCCUGAGCGAGGACCUGCGCUCCUGGAUCGUGGAGGACCCGGUGGCUCAGAUCACUCGGCGCAAGUGGGAUGCGGCCACUGUAGCUGAGAACCGUAAGAACUUCCUGGAGGGCAGGUGCUUGGAGUGGCUCCGCAGACACCUGGAGAAUGGGAGGGAGACGCUGCAGCGCGCAGACCCCCCCAAAACAUCUGUGACCCGCCGUCCCAUCUCUGAGCAUGAGGUCACCCUGAAGUGCUGGGCUCUGGGCUUCUACCCUGCGGAGAUCACCUUGACCUGGCAGCGUGAUGGGGAGGACCAGACCCAGGACACAGAGCUUGUGGAGACCAGGCCUGGAGGAGAUGGGACCUUCCAGAAGUGGGCAGCUGUGGUGGUGCCUUCUGGAGAGGAGCAGAGAUACACAUGCCAUAUUCUGCACAAGAGCCUGCCCAAGCCCAUCACCUUGAGAUGGGAACCACCUCCUCAGUCCACCAUCCCCAUAGUGAGCAUCAUUGCUGGCCUGGUUCUCCUUGUGAUCACUGGAGCUAUGCUGGUUGGAGUUGUGAUAUGGAGGAAGAAGCACUCAGGCAGAAAAGGAGGGAGCUACUCACAGGCUGAAAAUAAGUAUGGAGGGAGCAGUGCUCAGGACUCUCAGAUGUCUGUCAUGGCUCCUAAUGAGCAAGCCAGCUGCCUUGUGGGACUCUGA
Molecule: messenger RNA, 1146 nt
Organism: Canis lupus familiaris (dog)
Lineage: Eukaryota; Metazoa; Chordata; Mammalia; Carnivora; Canidae
Gene: DLA-79
Product: MHC class Ib
Biological process (GO): antigen processing and presentation of endogenous peptide antigen via MHC class I via ER pathway, TAP-independent; immune response; positive regulation of T cell mediated cytotoxicity
Cellular component (GO): external side of plasma membrane
Molecular function (GO): signaling receptor binding; peptide antigen binding
Source: RefSeq, marked provisional